This is a messenger RNA of Lagopus leucura (white-tailed ptarmigan), 2219 nucleotides long. RefSeq lists its product as uncharacterized. Gene Ontology annotation, biological process: spermatid development; fertilization; neuromuscular synaptic transmission. Lineage: Eukaryota; Metazoa; Chordata; Aves; Galliformes; Phasianidae. Gene Ontology annotation, cellular component: nucleus; manchette. Gene Ontology annotation, molecular function: protein binding; calcium ion binding; calcium-dependent phospholipid binding. The record is from RefSeq and is a predicted model, not a curated record.
AAAUCGUUGGGCAGUGGAAGCAGAAGUGCCCUUCAUGUCCCAAAAUGCAGCUGCUCUGGUGGUGUGGUCCUGGCAGCUUUGUGUGCACAGAUGGAGUCCUGGGGCUGUUGAGAGCCGGCUGUGUAGGGGCCUGGAGGUGGCACAAGAGCAGAGGGCACUUUGAUUCUUGUGCAGGCAGCCUGACCAGCUUCCAUUUGUUUCUUGCAGGCACGGAUGAAGGUGCCGUCAUCGAGAUCUUGACCAAACUCAAUGUUCGCCAACGUCAGCGCGUUCUGAUCACCUACAAGGGCACUCCUGGCAGGGUAGGUGCUCUGCAGAGAUGUGUGAACGUGGUUGUGUCACUUGGUGAAAAGCGAAAGACGACCCAGCCUCCACCAGAGAAAGGUCAGCAGAGACUUUACCUGACCAAGGUUGUUUUGUUCCUGUUCAGUUCAGAGCAGCUGUCAAAGCGAGGAGGGUUGGAGCCUGAAGAGAAGCGAGGCACUGCUGACAAGGACAUAACAGACAGCGUUAAAUCUGAGAUGUCAGGAGACCUGGAAGGUGCUUUGCUGGCUGUGGUCAGGCGCGUGCGAAACGAGCCUGCGUGCUUUGCUGGAAGACUGUGUAAAUCCACGGAGGGCCUGGGAACAGGCGACAGCACUGUGAUCAGAGCGAUGGUGUCCCACUCCGAAAUGGAUCUGCUGGAUAUCAGAAGAGAACUCCUGACCAGGAAGUCUCUCUACACCUUCAUGAAGGGUGGGAUCCUACAGGUGCUGGCCAUCAGACCCCCUGCCCCAAAGCGUCCGGCUGCCAGCAGUAGCUUUGGAAAUCAGGACCCGAGUCCUUCUCCCAGCCCGUCCCACAACCCGUCCCACAUCCAGUUACUGUGGGGGAAGGAGAUCACGCCGUGCGGUGGGACCUUCUCUCAUCUGUUCUUGAUUCUAGAUGAUGAGCUCGGUGUUCUCUAUCUGGAUGAUCGCCUGGAUCCACAUUUCAUGCCUGUGCCUGAGGGACAACCCAGAGGCCCUGCUGGUGAAUCAGCAGAACGGGAUCCUGUCCAUGAGCCUGAGGGGAAUGCUGGAGAUGUGAGUGGAGGAGGUGAUCCAGCUUCCCCUCUGAGCUCCGAGACCAAAACCCGGGCGGAUGGCAUGGGUCUGGAAAGGGGAAAGGAUGAAUCGGAAAGAGGAAAAUCCUCUGAGGAGUCUUACCAUCCAAAAGAACUGCUGAGGGGAACGGAAGUGGCAGUUCAUGGGAUGAAUGCAGGGAAGCAGCAAAGGAUGCAGGGAAGCACAAAGGCUGCUGCUGGCAGAUCUGUGCGGCAGCGCCACGUGGCAGUGGUGGUGCUGUUCUCAGCUGUGCUGCUGUCUGCGCUGGUGCUGGCCUGCGUUGCUGCGUCAUGGCCGUGGAAGGAAUGCCUUGUGUGCAAGGGGGGAGAGAGAGCAGCAGAGCGAGCUCAUCCUGACACCGACUGGGAGGGAGUUCCAAGUGGAGAUGAAGGGAGAGCGGAGCUGGGAGAGGCAACAAGCGAGAUCCUUGCCCAAGCAAACAAGAACCUCAGCAAUAGUUCCAGUCCGUUCCGUUCUGCCAUCCCAGAGGCCAAAGAUCUUCAAAGUCAUCUGAAAGACCUGGAGCGUGAACUCCAAGCCAUGAAAGAGGUCCAUGGGGGCAGUGGUGAGUGCUGCUUUCUGUCAGAGGACGGCCUUGAAAGUGAGAGCGGAGGAUCAGCGGCAGAGCGUUUGUCCUUCAACCUCCGUUCCCCGGGACGAGUAUCACCAGUAGUUCGAAGGUUCUUAGCUCGCCACAGCUACGAUCCUUUUGAGGGUCCUAAUGAGGACCCAGAAAGCGAGCUUCCUCUGACCGCCGGGCAGCACGUUUAUGUCUUUGGAGAUGUGGAUGAGGACGGCUGGUUUCUGGGAGAGCUGACGGAUGGCACGAGAGGGCUGGUCCCUUCCAGCCUGGUGACAGAGGUUUCAGAUGAUGAGCUGGACACAACGAUGCCUCCAGAGCUCUGUGAUCUCCUGCUGGAUACGGAUGAUUGUGUAGAUGCAAAGAGUCCAUAAUGCAGCAACAUCCUGUCGCAAUUCUUGCCUCACUCCAUCUGCAAGACGACCCCCUGCUCCACUUGACGUUCGAGUGAAGUGUGAGCAGGAUGUGGAUGAGCUCCUCCUGGUUCGAUCUGAGAUGACUGGCAGUGCGACUGCAUGCUGUUAUUGUAUAUUAAAAAAUAUUUAAAAAACUAA